UUUACUGCAACUGCUUGUUAUAAGCAUACAGCUGGCGGGUCGGCAGCCUCGAGGCCAGUCCGCAGCACAAUCAAAAACCUACCUCCUCGGUAGCUGCAACACGCGCACAAGACGAUGCCCUUACAAGGCAGAGCGCCAUGAGGCCCCUUAUCGACAUUCAGCUGCUGUUCUUGUGCUUCCUCAUGCCGCCCGCGGGCAGCUACGCCAUCAAGUACAUCUACGGCGGCCCCCAUGCGGCGGAUUUCACCACCAUGGACCUGUGCCUCAACCUCAUGCUCACACUGCUGGGCUUCGUGCCGGGCCAGCUGCAUGCGGUGUACUUGCUUGCUCGGCACAAGCGCUUGCGCUUGGCCCUGGCAAUGGAGAUGCUGGUGCUGCAGGCUAUGCUGUUACUGGUGGAGGCAGCGGGGUUGCGGCUGUCGGAGCGCGUGGCGGACCGGCUGCAGCGGCAGGCCAGGCCACACGGGCCGCAGCAGGGGCAGGCACAGGGGCAGCAGCACGGCGGGCACCAGGAGGGCCAGGGGCAGGGCGUUGUCAUCCACCAAAACAGCAGUGGCGUCGGUUCCAGGGUGGACGCGGACGACGCUGCUGUGCCUUCUGCUGCAGGUGAUGGCCCCCAUCACGGACAUUUGCCGUAUGACGGCCCAUCCGCCGGGCUCAGCCCACCACCAUCACCCACUUGAGUGAUGUCGUCUCCAGCAGCCAUUAGUUCCGCAACACUCGUCAAUAACAGCCAUUCAGCCAACCCGCGCAUCUGCUUCUUUCUCCCUACCUUCGUUCUCGCCACGAUUGCCGCCACUGCCGUCACCGUAGCUGCUUCUGUCCCGGCAGCAGCAGUAGCAACAUUUAAUUGCUGCUGCCUGCUGGUGGCCACAGCGCUCACAGCCUGGCGCAGCCGCAGCCGGCGGAGGCGGUACACGCACGGAAGUGGCUUGAGCGGCCACGCACCGCCACCCAGCAGCACCCGAUUCUGAUAAGUUGUGGCGGCGUGCCGGGGCCAAGCAAGUGGCGUGCCGGUGCGCCUGGGCGGCGAUAGCAUCAGUAGAUCCGCAUGUUAGGUGGCCCUUACCUAGUGCCCACGUGACUUGGCAGGAUGGGAUGACGCCUAGCUAAUGCGUGUGCCAGCCAUGCAUGUGAUCAACAAGCAUGCAAGAAUCAUUUUGCACGGAAAUGGAAUGGACUGAGCGAGACGAGCCAGGUGCAAUUUAUGUGACCUGCUGCAUACGUAUUGUGGUUGCUAUUGUUGGCGUGGCAAGUCGGGGUGACCUAGGUGAUGACCCGCAGGGGUGGUCCUGAUGUACGGUGGCUGUGGCGUGGCACAAGCGAUACCGUACCCGUACAUGGCGUGGGGAUCAUUUUGGAUGAAGGUACGUACUGCCGCCGUGGUUCGAAUCAAGAUGGUGGGACACUACGCUGUGGUACAAUUUUGCGUGUGGGGGACACGCAUGCAGUGGAACCAGUGCAUCCCUGCUGAUGAGUCCGUGUGGGCCCAGGCAGACCUUACCGUGCUUGUAUGUGGAUUGCCGCCGAUCAAAGAUACACAUGCCUGUGCUUGCUUGCAAGGUAGGUGAGCCCCUGCAGCAGGCUUUCCUGUGCCCAAGUCUCCUUUCAGGGUUAGGGGCAACCUGACGUACACAUGUGCAAAUACCAGCAUUGGAUGGGCUAAGCGCAAUAGGGUCCGCACUGCCGACCAUUAUUGUAGAGCAUUCAUACCAGUUCCAAACCAUAAGAUUCGGAUACCGGUAGAUGAGAUGUAUGCUGCUGCUGGCCAAUCACUGCGAACCGUAGAUAGGGAGAAGAGGGCGUGCCCUCUGCUGUGUUCGACUAAUGAGGAGGAGUACGAGCACCACGUCUUGACGAUGCGGAUACUAUGUGCAGUGGCUUAGACUGGAGUAAAGCAUGCGCAAACAGGAAGGCACGCUGAGGUCCUGCGCACCACCUUGUAACCACACAUACGGUGCGCACUUGGGGCGUAUGUGGUGUGUGGGUAGAACGAACGUGUAUUUUGGCCGCCGUGGCUUUGGCAGUUUGGCUGGCACCGUGGCUCACGAGGGGUUCUUGAUUGACGAAUUCUUAACUCUCCGCUUGCUCACUAAGACGAUUAUUGCCCGGCUGUUACCCUGCUGCCUGCUGCAUGGCGCUGGGCGGUGGGGCGUUUUGUGCGGAAGGCGCGUGAGCAGUUGUGUUUAUUGUGGCACCUUCACAUACAAGC
Messenger RNA from Chlamydomonas reinhardtii, 2212 nucleotides. RefSeq lists its product as uncharacterized. The record is from RefSeq and is a predicted model, not a curated record. The transcript has 3 exons. Bases 138 to 683 code for a protein of 181 amino acids. Gene Ontology annotation, cellular component: membrane. Lineage: Eukaryota; Viridiplantae; Chlorophyta; Chlorophyceae; Chlamydomonadales; Chlamydomonadaceae.